AUGGCUGCAACCUCUCUUGCACCGACCUCCUUCGAGGCGCUUCAAUCCGAACUAACCCAUGAUAUCAAAGUAAAGGUCGCAGGCAUCGAUGUCGAUGGUGUGUUGCGCGGAAAGUUCAUGUCUAAGGAGAAAUUCCUCAGCGCCGUGAAGUCUUCGGACGGCUUUGGAUUUUGCAGCGUUAUCUUCGGCUGGGAUAUCCACGACACCGUCUACUCCCGAGAGCUCCUGAUCUCCAACAAAGCGAACGGAUAUCGAGAUGUCAUUGCUAUCAUAGACUUAUCGACGUUCCGUCGUAUUCCAUGGGAGCAUAAUGUUCCAUUUUUCCUGGUUUCUUUCUUAGAUCCUGACACAAAGGAGCCUUUAUCUGUUGAUCCUCGAGGGGUGCUAGACGUCACUACCAAGAAGGCCAGGGAAGCAGGAUAUGAAUGCUUCUCGGGUGUAGAAUAUGAGUACUUCAAUUUUAAAGAAACGGCCCAGUCUGCCUCCGCGAAGGGCUUUACUGAUCUUCAACCUUUAACCCCUGGAAUGCAUGGUUAUUCUCUUCUUCGAACGCAACUCAACAAUGAGUACUUCCAUGAUCUUUUCAACGAGAGUGUCGCAUUCGACGUACCAAUAGAAGGGCAUCACACCGAGACUGGCCCGGGUGUCCUAGAGACUGCACUUGCGUAUACCUCUGCCCUCAGAAUGGCGGACAACGCUAUCUUGUUUAAGUACACGGCGAAAAGUGUCGGGAUUAAGCAUCAAGUAAUACCCAGCUUCAUGGCCAAACCUUGGGGUGGUCUUCCUGGUUGUAGCGGACAUGUUCAUAUCUCUCUACGAAACAAGGAAGGGCGGAAUAUAUUCGCUGUUUCUGAUGCUGAACUGAAGACUGGUCGCGCCAACGCUACCAACGAGGAUACAAGGUUCAUUAGCCAAGAAGCAGAAUGGUUCCUUGCUGGAAUUCUUGACGGGAUUGCAGACGUCAUGCCUACGUUGGUACCAACGAUCAAUGGAUACAAGCGCCUGGUCGGUGGAGAAGCUUUCUGGGCGCCCAAUGCCGUGACAUAUGGGUAUGAUUCUCGAGCAGCGUCCAUUCGAAUUAUUUCGCCGCCUUCGUGCCCACCUUACGCCUCUCGUAUGGAAGUCCGUAUACCUGGCGCGGACAUGAACCCAUACUUCGCCCUUUCGGCCAUCUUUUUGUUGGGAUUAAGGGGCAUUAGGAAGCAGCUGCCUCUUCCUUGCCCGCCCAUAACCCACUUUACACCGGAAGAUAGGAAGACAGGGAAGAUCAAGAUGCUCCCAACCUCUCUGGAGGGUGCCACCGUCAAGAUGAUGGCCAGAGAAAGCAUUGCUCGUGAGGUAUUUGGAGAUGACUUUGUCGAUCAUUAUGGUGGCACUAGGGAGCAUGAGGUGAAGCUCUGGAACGAGGCUGUUACUAACUGGGAGAUCGAACGAUACCUGGAGUUGGCUUAG
This is a messenger RNA of Cyclocybe aegerita, 1452 nucleotides long. The record is from the annotation of a GenBank genome assembly. NCBI's taxonomy places the organism in Eukaryota, Fungi, Basidiomycota, Agaricomycetes, Agaricales, Hemipholiotaceae.